This is a messenger RNA of Wyeomyia smithii (pitcher-plant mosquito), 2980 nucleotides long. It is a transcript of the gene Rala, whose product is annotated as ras-related protein Ral-a. The record is from RefSeq and is a predicted model, not a curated record. Bases 1086 to 1691 code for a protein of 201 amino acids. Gene Ontology annotation, biological process: Ras protein signal transduction. Gene Ontology annotation, molecular function: GTPase activity; GDP binding; GTP binding. The transcript is spliced from 5 exons. Lineage: Eukaryota; Metazoa; Arthropoda; Insecta; Diptera; Culicidae. Gene Ontology annotation, cellular component: plasma membrane.
CCGAUUUUCCAACAGUUACAUUUUGUCACUCGGGCUCGGUUGAGGUUGAGUAUUUUUCGCGUUCGCGUCGAGAAAUUUUGUUUUUUGAUUUCACUUAUUAAAUCAAAAAAUUAUCGGAUUAUUGCCGUCCUGUGCUGUGCGCGAAAUCGAAAGUUUGGUGUUGAAUGGUUUCGUGGUGCUUUCCCUGCAAUAUACUGGUGACGACAGUCCAGGAAUAGUGUUUGGUGCUGAAAGUUUUGUGGAGAAAAUCCUAAGGGAAGAUUGAUUCCAAACGAGCUAGGUAUAGUAAGUGUGCAGACGCGUCCAGCUACUCAUCGGACACGGGAGAAAGAUUGAUUUGCAUAGACGUCUGCAUUCGAUUACUGCUGCAAAUCAAUAAAAGUAUUGAUUUACCCAAGGAUAUCAGCGGCUUAGCAAAUUUCCACUGUCUCCAAUUGAAUUGAUUCUCCAUUGAUCUAAACCGGAAUAACAACUGGCGCUCGACGAUAGGAGUCCUCAACAUCACGGGUUACGCUUACGGACCUACAUUUGCACCGGAGGAUGGGUCGUCGAUGAUGAUACCACGGCGACCAUAUUUUAACAAGCUGCACCAUCUGUGGUAGCUAGACGCAACAGAGAAAAAAACGAAAGAAGACAAAAAGUAAACAAACAAAUCAGCAGAUUACUUAAAGCAUAAUUUAUGAGAAGGACGGACGGAACUCGGCGAUAGAUGUGUCUCGUUGUUAGUGUUUGUGUGGUUAUCAAGCUCUCGUAGAAGUGCUGUUAGUGAUAAGAGAUAUAUUUGCAGCCUCAGUGUUCAUGAUAGUGGAUAUUUUUUUGUAUUGGAUGCAACUGUGAAUAAUUCAACAGUAGCACCAGAAUAGGUCACGAUAUUACCUCAAUCAUUCUCAGUAACUCGCUCUCGCAUCAAGACAAGGGAACAUUUCCCAUACCACCAGCAGGCUCAAACCAGAGUGAACCCGCAUACAGUGAAGCCAAACCAGUGUGAUACCAGUGAUUAAUUGACCAGUUUCCAGCUUCGAAGUAUUAUUAACCAUAGUGUCCACACGUAGACGACGAAGAGGAAGCAGCAAAUACUCGGCAACAUGUCUAAGAAACCAACAGCGGGACCGGCACUGCACAAGGUCAUAAUGGUGGGCAGCGGUGGCGUCGGCAAAUCGGCACUCACACUGCAGUUCAUGUACGAUGAGUUCGUGGAAGACUAUGAACCGACCAAGGCGGAUAGCUACAGGAAAAAGGUUGUUCUAGACGGCGAAGAGGUACAAAUUGAUAUUCUGGACACGGCGGGGCAGGAGGACUACGCAGCCAUUCGCGACAACUACUUCCGCAGCGGUGAAGGGUUCCUGUGUGUAUUCUCGAUAACAGAGGAUGACAGUUUUCAGGCGACGCAGGAGUUUCGGGAACAAAUCUUGCGUGUGAAAAACGACGAAAAUAUUCCGUUCCUCCUGGUCGGCAACAAGUGCGACCUGAACGACAAACGGAAAGUGCCACUGGCCGAGUGUCAGGGUCGAGCCCAGCAGUGGGGUGUGCCAUACGUCGAAACGUCGGCGAAGACACGGGAAAACGUUGAUAAGGUGUUCUUCGAUUUGAUGCGCGAGAUACGCUCGCGAAAAACGGAAGAUUCCAAGACAACAAAUGGACGCGCCAAAGAUAAAUCUAAACGAAGGAAAAUCAAGUGUACACUGAUAUAGAGAAGCCCCCAAUGAAUCAUACCAGCAGAACAAACACUUACACUUAUAUACAUACACGUACACACAAACAACAUUCGGUGAAAAUUCUCGAUUUUAUUAAAUCUUUUAUUAAGUUUAAACUCUGUAUCAUUAUACUGAAACAAAACAGAUUACUGAAUAAGUCAAUCCGAAUAGAAGAUAUCCGUAAUUUAAGGCAGUCGCAGCUGCAACCUAUUGCUAAUUAUUUGUUAAAAGUAACGCUAAGGUCAGGAUCAAGAUCAAUCAUUCAAACCAUUGCAAGAGAAAAAACAAAAAAAAAUAAAUCUGUCUGAAUUAGGUCGAGAAAAUAUUGGUGUAAAUAUUUUGCUGUCGCUGCUUGUGUUUUAUACAUUUGUUUGUCAUGUUUUUGUUUGCCAUGUAUAUGUUCAACCAUUGCUUUAUUCUGUUUGAGUUUCUCUCACCUGUUUACGUCGCUAGCUCUAGUAACUCGCUAUACUCCAGCAACGUGCGUUGCGGGGAUUGUUUAAAAACGUCCAACCGUUGGUCUAAUGUUCUGCGGCACGUUGAACUUUUUUGUUUUUUUCCCCGCUCUUAUUCUUAGUUCAAUCCAUUCGAUUUAGAAGUUAAACUCUUCUCUAAUUUUUGGCAUGUUUGGCGCGCUGGGUGGCGGCGACGAAAUUUUAUUAUCAAACAUAAACAUCGAGCACAGAUAUUCUAUGACUUGAUACGGGACAUCGCAAACCGCAAGCGAAAGAAUCAAGAGACCGUACAGCAGCCGAAGCGAGAAAAACAACGGUGCUGCCAGCUAAUGUAGGAAGCUGGCCUUUUCUACGAUGCCGAAAUCGGAAUCUAACACCCAUCGGAGGGCAGUACGCAUUUUGAAAAGCACCGCAAGCGUUAGUUGCAUUUUGACCAAUGACCAAAUUCACUGUUUUCGUGUAUGUUAGCUUAAUUCAAUUAAAAUAGUUGUACCUAAAUUACUCCUGACGAUGGACCCUCAAACUGCUUUGCAUGCUUUAGUUUAAUUUUAAACGCGAACGAUAUUCGGAACGUUGGUUCUUCUGCCCCCUUACGCGCAGAAGAGACUGUUCCAUUGGGGAAAGAUGUACGAAAACAAUUGAUGUAGCUAUCGAAAGACUCAACAUUACUCACGCAAAAUCACAGGCAGAUAUAUGGGAAAAUAAAUAUAUGCAAUAUUGUGAAAAAAAGGGCCGCGCUUCUACCGAACUAGUAGACCAAUAAGAACGUUGUGUUGAAGAGUUCUCGCGGGUGUCAUAUAGAUAUAAACACUGCAAAACAUUUAAAUUAAA